Molecule: messenger RNA, 632 nt
Organism: Nelumbo nucifera (sacred lotus)
Lineage: Eukaryota; Viridiplantae; Streptophyta; Magnoliopsida; Proteales; Nelumbonaceae
Source: RefSeq, a predicted model, not a curated record
GAUCAACCAUUGGGGCGGAGAGUUUGGGAGGGAGUUAAUUUACAUGGAAAGCUUUAUUUUCAAGUAAAGAAUUCUGGACCAUAGGGGGGGGCAUGGCUCCCCUGGUCCCCCGGCUCCGCCCCUGUAAAUAGGGAUAAGAUGGCACCAGUAUUAGUCUCUUCAUCUUUAGCUGGUUUCUUCUUUCCCCCCUUUUUCAACUGGUUCCACUAGCUUCUUACGCAAAGAAAAUGGGUUCAAAGAUUUGCCUGCCUUUGAGUCUUUUACUGGUUUUUCUUCUCAUCUCGUUGACGGUGGCAGCUAAGAGGUCUGAUAAGGUGAUCAUAGAACCAAAAUCUGAGAAGGCAGCAAAGACUUAUGGAAUCAGUGAUGCCAAAUAUGGAGAUUACGGUGGAGGAUUUAGUGGAUACCCGGCUGGUGGGUAUGGUGGAUACCCAGGACGUGGAGAGUUUGGUGGAUACCUGGGCGGGGGCUACGGUGGAUACCCGAGAGUACCCAGGUGGAUAUCCAUAUCCGGGACGUGGAGGAUAUGGAGAGUACCCAGGUGGUGGGUACCCGGGCAGCGGCGGGUUCGGAGGGGACUACUGUCGAUUUGGUUGUUGCGGUGGCCGUGGAUACUUCGGAGGGGGUUGUGA